This is a messenger RNA of Xiphophorus couchianus (Monterrey platyfish), 2018 nucleotides long. RefSeq lists its product as uncharacterized. The transcript has 5 exons. Lineage: Eukaryota; Metazoa; Chordata; Actinopteri; Cyprinodontiformes; Poeciliidae. The record is from RefSeq and is a predicted model, not a curated record. The coding region runs from base 610 to 1932 and encodes 440 amino acids.
UAAAGUUGUUGUUUUUUUCUUCAUAAGCAGAGGACAAGGACUGAUGGAGAAAAGGCUGUCUGACUUUCAGUCCGACUAUGCCAGCGAUGCUGAGCUGUUGGCUGCUGCUGAAAAUGUUCUUGAGGAGUCCGAGGUGCCAGUGUCCACCCAGCUCACCACCUGGGCAGAGAUCGCACCAGCUGGCAGCCAGGACUCUCAGGGCAGACCACCGGACACCUCUGCUUCUGAAGCUGACGGAGUCUUGCUGGAGGGCUGGCAGAAGUACUGGGAGCAUCUGACUCCAUCUGGACAAGCUCCCGGUAUAACUGUCCCCAACAUCAAGUGGUUGAAAAAUGACGAGCUGUACGGCCUGUUUGACAGAACGUCGUCAUGCAAAAACAUCAGAGGAGAGGAAACUUCUGAAGAACAAGAUGGAGUUCCAUCCACCUCCACCUCCGACGUUUGUCAAGGGAGGGCUGCCAAGCAUGAUGUCAUUUUUCACCACUCCAGUCUUCGUCUGGCACCCGAUUGGUGUGAUGCAAGCUAAGAUCCGCUGCCCCAACUCCAACUGCCCCGCACCACCAGGCGAAUUCCUGGAGAAGAAAGGCUUCGGCCAGGCAGGUGUGUGGCAUGACCAACAGCUACACCCUGUUGACGGAGAAGCUGAGGUGUCCGUACUGCGAAAAGGUGAGGCGGGUGGCGAGCGAGCCGCACGGCGACACCGAAGACGUGGGUGGUUGUCGUGAGCAGCACUACAUCUGGCUGGCGCACAGUCCCAAGAUCCUGAUGAACCUGACUCCAGCUGUCAGAAGCAUGUUUCCUGCCAUACUGUGUGGAAAGUGGGCUGUGGACAAGGGCGUGGUCACUCUCCUGAACGACCGGGUCAACAGCGUCUCAAUGAGCAAGGUGCAGAGGCUGCUGCAGCAGGGCCAUGACGAGUGGUAUGUGGAGCGACGCGACCUGUACCAGACGCUGCUGUAUGAAGCCCAUGUCGCUGGAGACGUGUCGUCUCAGAAGAGCAUCCUGCCCUUCGCGAAGGCCGCUGGUACCUACACGCCUCCUCCGCCCCGCAUCCCGCUGCCCUGCGCCCGUGUGCUGAGGCGAGCGCACAUGAUCAUGGAGAUGGAGAAGAUGCCCGUGUACAGAGCCUCGAUCCUCAGUGUGACAGGAGAAAUCCUCUGCAUUAACGGAACCAAAAAGGUCCUCAAGAAGAUAUAUGGCGACGGCCAGGGCACCAUGCAGUACGUCACCAGCGUGCUGAACCAGUGGGGCCAGUUCCUGACCACAGUGGUGGUAGCGGCAGAGUCUGAGGGCUGCUACAGGCGCAUGGCCAAAGGUCUGAUGGCCCGCUUUGACCGAGCUGGAGCUCCUGCACCCAAAAUCAUAUAUGCAGAUAGCAACUGUUGUCGAGACAGUGGUUCAUCCUUCCUGGAGAACCUCUUUGCAGACUGGGUGCAGAAGGGGACGGUGGUCAGACUGGACAUUCGACACUGGCUCCACCGCUGGGACGCCGUUGUCAUCAAGCAGAGCCACGCCAAAUACGGGGUGUUCAUGAGUGCCCUGGCAGGCGCGAUGCUAGCCUACAACAGGGACGACAUGAUGCUGCUGAUCCAGGCAGUCAGGCAGGGCAACCUGGAGCUCUACAGCAGGCUUUCAGACGAGGACAUGAUGGCCUUCCUCAAACCUCACCAGAUAAGGUCCUACGUCAGACGCAUCACCCGUGGGGUUGAGGAGACGGCGUCAGCGAUUGAGUCCAUCAUCGCCGAGCUGAAGGGACCUGCGGGCCUCGACAUCGACGGCAUCCACCUGUUCAAGUCGGCGCAGGCGGUGGACGCUCACUGGGCCACCGCUAGCAAGCAUCUCAGCUGCAUGCAGGUGGGGAAACCCUUCUGCACUAAUCACUGCAAAACUGACAAAUUACUGUUGCAUUCUCUGAUUGGAUGCCAUAAUUAAGCCCGUCACAAUAAGCAAUACAUAAAUUAAUCGAAUGACAAUUUAAAACAAACAUUUACAUGCAGUACAAAGUAGUUAGCUUGCAC